AAGUAUGGCGUACGUGGGGCAUGUUUGAAGCCGUGAAUUUGAAAGUUUAUUAUUUAUCAGGGUAUAAGACCGUUUCUGCAACGAUGUGUCUUAUACCACUUACCCUUGCAAAUUAAACGCACAUCAUCCUCUACAGCAUCCAUCUCUGAGGAAAAAUGACAGUGGUCCUCCGCAGGGCUUUCUGCUUGACGGGCCGGGUUCCGCUACAGCCAGAGGCUCCAUCAUGGACUGCGUCCUGGCGGUGUGCCCACGCUCUGGCCUCCGUCCAGAAAGUCCUCCAUCUACCGGAGAAAAAGCUCCAGGGCCUGCUGUUCCCCUUUAGCGAGCUGGAGGGUCACCUGGCCCGUGGGGUGAGCCGGGCCAAUUUCCAGCUGUUUCAUCCGAGCUUGGAAGAUAUUGCCAGGGCUGAGGCGCUGUUCGUUCCAUCACCUAAGCACAAGAUUGACUACUACACCUCGGCUGUGAGGAUGGAUCACGCGCCCUCCAUAAACCAACCCGAGGUGUGUUUUUUGGGCAGGAGUAAUGUGGGGAAGUCAUCUCUCAUCCGUGCCCUAUUCUCCCUGGCUCCUGACGUUGAGGUCAGGGUCUCCAAAACUCCGGGCCACACAAAGAAGCUCAACUUCUUCACAGUCGGGAAGGCUUUCACGUUGGUGGACAUGCCUGGCUACGGGCACAAGGCACCCAAGGACUUUGUGGACAUGGUGGAGCCCUAUCUGUCGACAAGGGCAAAUCUGGUGAGGACGUUCCUAUUGGUUGACGGGUCAGUGGGAGUGCAGAAACUGGAUCGGGUUGCCAUGGAAAUGUGCGAGGAGCUUGGACUACCCUAUGUGGUUGUUGUGACAAAGAUUGACAAGCGCAGCCAGGGGGCGCUGCUGGCCAACCUACUACAGCUGCAGGAAGUCAUCCAGAAGCACACGGAGGGGUGUUACCCACAGCCGUUUCUGGUCAGCUCCACGCAGUUCCAUGGGAUUUACCUCCUUCGCUGUUUCAUCGCCCAUGUAACCGGGAAGCUUCACCUUGCGACAUCAGCCACUCAGAGCGGUGUAGAGAGGGUCAGGUGACCUGUUUUAGGACUUGCUCACACAAGGGUUACUGUAAAUAUUGUAAGAUGUGUAUCAUCUCUUUAAUAAAAGA
This is a messenger RNA of Megalops cyprinoides (Indo-Pacific tarpon), 1134 nucleotides long. It is a transcript of the gene gtpbp8, whose product is annotated as GTP binding protein 8 (putative). The transcript has 7 exons. Bases 156 to 1061 code for a protein of 301 amino acids. Gene Ontology annotation, cellular component: mitochondrion. Gene Ontology annotation, molecular function: GTP binding. Lineage: Eukaryota; Metazoa; Chordata; Actinopteri; Elopiformes; Megalopidae. The record is from RefSeq and is a predicted model, not a curated record.